Diabrotica virgifera virgifera (western corn rootworm) is the source of this 1997-nucleotide messenger RNA. RefSeq lists its product as uncharacterized. The transcript has 3 exons. Gene Ontology annotation, molecular function: sodium channel regulator activity. The record is from RefSeq and is a predicted model, not a curated record. Gene Ontology annotation, biological process: regulation of sodium ion transport. The coding region runs from base 253 to 1659 and encodes 468 amino acids. Lineage: Eukaryota; Metazoa; Arthropoda; Insecta; Coleoptera; Chrysomelidae.
UUUCUGUUAAAAAAACAAUGUCCUUAAAGUUCGCCAAUUUGUCUAAAGAUCCAUUUACGAUAAGUAAAUAGCUAAAUAUUAAUAUUUUUAUCGGACAAACGCUGACACGCUUGCGUGAAAGCCUUGUAAUGUAAUACAACCAUAAUAUGCUAGUCCUUUCACAACAUCAAAGUGUAACGUAGUUUAAAAAUCCCUAAAAUGUAGAGUUAGAACACCAAGAAGCAAAAAAGUGCCUUUAUAGAAGAAUUUACAAUGAGUAGAAGAAACAAAUGCAAGCCUCGUAUUAUACCCCAACAAGACAAGCGAAUAUGUGGAUUCAUAUGCUUCUGUCAACUAAUAGUUGUAUUUAGUUUCGUCUCGUUGAUUUAUCUCACAGUGGCGAUAUACAUCCCCUCGUAUAGGGCAUUCCAUAGCGGUUUUGAUGAAACACCAGUCAUGUGCCAAACCAUUAAUAUUAGUACAGAAAACAACUGCAGUUGGGCUUCUUGUGGAGAGUGGUGUUUGACCAAAACCUCUGGAUUUUGUCCUCAGAUCCAUGCCAUCACUCGUCAAAAUGGAACCAGGGUCCAAUUCCUAAACUGUACCAACUUCCAAUCAGCAACCUGCCCACCAGUCAACUCCAACCAGCUGAAAAAACACAAUUGCAAUAACGGAACAGAAUGCGCAUCUCUCAAAGGCCUCUUCAAUUGCUCCUUGGGGCAUUGUUCCAAUAUGUCCCAACUUUAUGACUGCCAUUACAAAGCCGAUGGAUUCACAGUUGAUAGUGAUAAGGAUAACGUUAAAUUGAACGGCUUCUUCGAAUGUCGAGGAACAAAAUGCACAAAAAUUAAAAAACCUUUCACCUGUGAUCGUAUUUGUAAAGAAAAUAUUACUUCUACCAAUGUAAAUGUUUAUAUUACUAUUGAGGAUGCUGUCAAGUUUGCCCAUUGUGAGUCUGCUGUAGCAACGACUAAAGCUGCAGGCAAAGAAGUUGGAACGGAAAUAGCACCUACUCAAUUCUGGUCCAAACUUCCCGAUGAGGUCAUUAUGGUUUCUUGUCACACUGUUGAAUACGAUGAACCUUUACAAAUUAUACACUCCUCAGACUGUAUCAACGGAACAAUCUACGACUUAGAAACGAUUCCAAAACCUUUUGUAACUUUUAAACAAUUUUGGAAUUUGACUGGAAAACAUAGAAACGUGGUAGAUGAGAAAAAUGAGUUUGUUCCCGAACAGUCUUCAUUGCUUAUAUACAAUGCUUCAAGACUCUAUAUCAAUCUGGAUGGCUGUGUCAACACAUUGAGGGGUGAAUGUUCUGAUUUUCUUAACACGCAUGGCAGAGAUGGUAGAAAUCAGACGGCGAUAUCUAGAUACUCAUGUUUUUAUAACAAGAACAACUCCUUCAUGGUAGUGGGUCGUUUUGAUCUGAAACGAACCUGGAGAGACCUGUUAAUAGCGAUAGGUAUACCGUCAGUGCUAUUUGUAAUUUCCUUCGUAACACUCUGCACCAUCAUGCAGUCAGUGAGGGUCGACGAUGACACAAAGAUGCGAUGCAAAUACUGCUUUAGCAACUACAACUCAGACAUGACUGAAAUGCUUCACAGCAAAUACGAACUAUCUUCUCCCGAAUCUGAUGUGCCUUUCAACAGUAGUCGAAACAAGCAAGAAGAACUGAGUUAACAAACGAGAAAGGACUCUAUUUUUUAUAUAUGUAAAACAAUAAUACGCUUAAACUGUACCAGGUGUAUACAUCACUGUUGCCUUUUUUAAAGUCAAAUGUAAUACUAUAUUUUCAAAAACUAUAAAAUUUGUAUAUGAUAUAUGAAAAUUCUAAAUGAGGAAACCAAAAGAACCAAUUUCGUCUAAAAUUGUUGCAGUGUUUUAUCUAUGCCUUGGGUGUAUAUAUUUAAAUAUGAAAUACUCACCAUAAUCGUAUGUUUAUAAACACAAAUAUAUAUAUAUAAAAUAUGUAUAGCUUUAAAAAACACUAAGCUAUGAAAUAAAGAUGUUAAAACUUU